AUGUAUCUACAUAUUCCUUUCUCAUAUUCUCUUCUUAUCCUCGUUUUCGUUCUUUUUAUUUCUAUUAUUUUAAAAACUAUUGCUUGUAUAACUUCUUUCUUCUUUUCAUCUGUCUUUAUUUCUCUAUCUUUUCUUUAUUUUCCCUGCUUCAUUCAUCCUCCUCUUUUCCCUUUUAGUCUUCUGCUUCCUUUUUCUCACUCUCGCUCUCACCUCUACACAUUUUACUCUUUCCCUGCUUCAUUCAUCCUCCUCUUUUCCCUUUUAUCUUCUGCUUCCUUUUUCUCACUCUCGCUCUCACCUCUACACAUUUUACUUUUCCCUGCUUCAUUCAUCCUCCUCUUUUCCCUUUUAGUCUUCUGCUUCCUUUUUCUCCUCUCGCUCUCACCUCUACACAUUUUACUCUCUUUCCCUGCUUCAUUCAUCCUCCUCUUUUCCCUUUUAUCUUCUGCUUCCUUUUUCUCCUCUCGCUCUCACCUCUACACAUUUUACUCUUUCCCUGAUUCAUUCAUUUCUCCUCUGUUCCCUUUUAGUCUUCUGCUUCCUUUUCUCACUCUCGCUCUCACCUCUACACAUUUUUUACUCUUUCCCUGCUUCAUUCAUCCUCCUCUUUUCCCUUUUAGUCUUCUGCUUCCUUUUUUCUCCUCUCGCUCUCACCUCUACACAUUUUACUCUUUCCCUGCUUCAUUCAUCCUCCUCUUUUCCUUUUUAGUCUUCUGCUUCCUUUUCUCACAUUUUACUCUCGCUCUCACCUCUACACAUUUUACUCUUUCCCUCCUUCAUUCAUCCUCCUCUUUUCCUUUUAUUCUUCUGCUUCCUUUUCUCACUCUCGCUCUCACCUCUACACAUUUUACUCUUUCCUGCUUCAUUCAUCCUCCUCUUUUCCCUUUUAGUCUUCUGCUUCCUUUUUCUCACUCUCGCUCUCACCUCUACACAUUUUACUCUUUCCCUGCUUCAUUCAUCCUCCUCUUUUCCCUUUUAGUCUUCUGCUUCCUUUUUCUCACUCUCGCUCUCACCUCUACACAUUUUACUCUUUCCCUGCUUCAUUCAUCCUCCUCUUUUCCCUUUUAUCUUCUGCUUCCUUUUCUCACUCUCGCUCUCACCUCUACACAUUUUACUCUUUCCCCUUCAUUCAUCCUCCUCUUUUCCCUUUUAUCUUCUGCUUCCUUUUUUCUCCUCGCUCUCACCUCUACAUUUUACUCUUUCCUGCUUCAUUCAUCCUCCUCUUUUUCCUUUUUAGUCUUCUGCUUCCUUUUUCUCCUCUCGCUCUCACCUCUACACAUUUUACUCUUUCCCUGCUUCAUUCAUCCUCCUCUUUUCCCUUUUAGUCUUCUGCUUCCUUUUCUCCUCUCGCUCUCCUCUACACAUUUUACUCUUUCCCUGCUUCAUUCAUCCUCCUCUUUUUCCUUUUUAUCUUCUGCCUCCUUUUUCUCACUUCACUCUCCUCUCACAUUUUACUCUUUCCCCCUGCUUCAUUCAUCCUCCUCUUUUUCCCUUUUAUCUUCUGCUUCCUUUUUUUUCACUCUCGCUCUCACCUCUUUUCAUUUUACUUCUUUCCCUGCUUCAUUCAUCCUCCUCUUUUCCCUUUUUUCCUUUUGGUCUUCUGCUUCCUUUUUUCCUCUCACUCUCGCUCUCACCUCUACACAUUUUACUCUUUUUUCCCUGCUUCAUUCAUCCUCCUCUUUUCCCUUUUUAGUCUUCUGCUUUUUUUUCUCCUCUCGCUCUCACCUCUACACAUUUUACUCUUUCCCUGCUUCAUUCAUCCUCCUCUUUUCCCUUUUUAGUCUUCUGCUUCCUUUUUUUCACUCUCGCUCUCACCUCUACACAUUUUUACUCUUUCCCCGCUUCAUUCAUCCUCCUCUUUUCCCUUUUUAUCUUCUGCUUCCUUUUUCUCCUCUCGCUCUCACCUCACACAUUUUACUCUUUCCCUUCUUCAUUCAUCCUCCUCUUUUCCCUUUUAGUCUUCUGCUUCCUUUUUCUCACUCUCGCUCUCACCUCUACACAUUUUACUCUUUUCCCCCCUUCAUUCAUCCUCCUCUUUUCCCUUUUUAUCUUCUGCUUCCUUUUUCUCACUCUCGCUCUCACCUCUACACAUUUUACUCUUUCCCCUUCAUUCAUCCUCCUCUUUUCCCUUUUUUAGUCUUCUGCUUCCUUUUUCUCACUCUCGCUCUCACCUCUACACAUUUUACUCUUUCCCUGCUUCCAUUCAUCCUCCUCUUUUCCCUUUUAUCUUCUGCUUCCUUUUCUCUCGCUCUCACUCUCACCUUUCUACACAUUUUAGUCUCUUUCCUGCUUCAUUCAUCCUCCUCUUUUCCCUUUUUUCUUCUGCUUCCUUUUUUUCUCUCGCUCUCCUCUACACAUUUUACUCUUUCCCCUUCUUCAUUCAUCCUCUUUUUUCCUUUUAGUCUUCUGCUUCCUUUUCUCACUCUCGCUCUCACCUCUACACAUUUUACUCUUUCCCCCACUUCAUUCAUCCUCCUCUUUUCCCUUUUAUCUUCUGCUUCCUUUUUCUCCUCUCGCUCUCACCUCUACACAUUUUACUCUUUCCCUAGUUCAUUCAUCCUCCUCUUUUCCCCUUUUAGUCUUCUGCUUCCUUUUUCUCACUCUCGCUCUCACCUCUACACAUUUUACUCUUUCCCUGAUUCAUUCAUCCUCCUCUUUUCCCUUUUAUCUUCUGCUUCCUUUUUCUCACUCUCGCUCUCACCUCUACACAUUUUACUCUUUCCCCGAUUCAUUCAUCCUCCUCUUUUCCCUUUUAGUCUUCUGCUUCCUUUUUCUCACUCUCGCUCUCACCUCUACACAUUUUACUCUUUCCCUGCUUCAUUCAUCCUCCUCUUUUCCCUUUUAGUCUUCUGCUUCCUUUUUCUCACUCUCGCUCACACCUCUACACAUUUUACUACUCUUUCCCUGCUUCAUUCAUCCUCCUCUUUUUUUUUUUUUAGUCUUCUGCUUCCUUUUUCUCCUCUCGCUCUCACCUCUACACAUUUACUCUUUUCCUGCUUCAUUCAUCCUCCUCUUUUCCCUUUUAGUCUUCUGCUUCCUUUUUCUCACUCUCGCUCUCACCUCUUCACAUUUUACUCUUUUCCCCUGCUUCAUUCAUCCUCUCUCUUUUCCCUUUAUCUUCUGCUUCCUUUUCUCACUCUCGCUCUCACCUCUACACAUUUUACUCUUUCCCCCCGCUUCAUUCAUCCUCCUCUUUUCCCUUUUAGUCUUCUGCUUCCUUUUCUCACUCUCGCUCUCACCUCUACACAUUUUACUCUUUCCUGCUUCAUUCAUCCCUCCUCUUUUCCCUUUUUAUCUUCUGCUUCCUUUUCUCCUCUCCGCUCUCACCUCUACACAUUUUACUCUUUCCCUGCUUCAUUCAUCCUCCUCUUUUUCCUUUUAGUCUUCUGCUUCCUUUUUCUCACUCUCGCUCUCACCUCUACACAUUUUACUCUUUCCCCUUCAUUCAUCCUCCUCUUUUUCCUUUUAGUCUUCUGCUUCCUUUUUCUCACUCUCGCUCUCACCUCUACACAUUUUUACUCUUUCCCUGCUUCAUUCAUACUCCUCUUUUCCCUUUUAGUCUUCUGCUUCCUUUUUCUCACUCUCGCUCUCACCUCUACACAUUUUACUCUUUCCCCUUCAUUCAUCCUCCUCUUUUCCCUUUUAGUCUUCUGCUUCCUUUUCUCACUCUCGCUCUCACCUCUACAUUUUACUCUUUCCCCGCUUCAUUCAUCCUCCUCUUUUCCUUUUAGUCUUCUGCUUCCUUUUUUCUCACUCUCGCUCUCACCUCUACACAUUUUACUCUUUCCCUGCUUCAUUCAUCCUCCUCUUUUUCCCCUUUAUCUUCUGCUUCCUUUUCUCACUCUCGCUCUCACCUCUACACAUUUUACUCUUUCCCUGCUUCAUUCAUCCUCCUCUUUUCCCUUUUUAGUCUUCUGCUUCCUUUUUCUCACUCUCGCUCUCACCUCUACACAUUUUACUCUUUCCCCUUCAUUCAUCCUCCUCUUUUCCUUUUUAGUCUUCUGCUUCCUUUUCUCUCACUCUCGCUCUCACCUCUACAUUUUACUCUUUCCCUGCUUCAUUCAUCCUCCUCUUUUCCCUUUUAGUCUUCUGCUUCCUUUUUCUCACUCUCGCUCUCACCUCUACACAUUUUACUCUUUCCCUGAUUCGUAUUCGCAUGUUUUGUUUUUCUCAUUUUUCCCUCUUUGA
Messenger RNA from Acanthosepion pharaonis, 4188 nucleotides. Lineage: Eukaryota; Metazoa; Mollusca; Cephalopoda; Sepiida; Sepiidae. The record is from the annotation of a GenBank genome assembly.